This is a messenger RNA of Apis cerana (Asiatic honeybee), 666 nucleotides long. RefSeq names its product basic helix-loop-helix family member olig (gene Oli). Gene Ontology annotation, biological process: sensory organ development; positive regulation of transcription by RNA polymerase II; axon development. The record is from RefSeq and is a predicted model, not a curated record. Lineage: Eukaryota; Metazoa; Arthropoda; Insecta; Hymenoptera; Apidae. Gene Ontology annotation, cellular component: nucleus. Gene Ontology annotation, molecular function: DNA-binding transcription factor activity, RNA polymerase II-specific; protein dimerization activity; E-box binding.
AUGUACUCGUUGCCAGGGGCAUCUCACGCCAGUGUUUCCGCUCCCCCAGCUGGCUACUCGUCCGAGCACCCUCAGAGCGCACCUGGAAGAAGAACUCCCUUGGGUGCCGUCGGCCUCGGCGGUUUCUAUUUUCAGCAACAGCCCCAACCGCACGCUUCGUCGAGUGCCCUUUCCGAUGAAAACAGACCAGACCAAGAGAGAUUAGAUACUAGACCCGGGGCAUCGAGACUGAACUGCCCGCCAAAAUCGAAGACCACGCGCCAAGGGAAAAGCAUGCGACUAAACAUAAACGCAAGAGAGCGUAGAAGAAUGCACGAUUUAAACGAUGCUCUCGACGAACUUCGAUCCGUUAUUCCUUACGCCCAUAGUCCGUCCGUAAGAAAAUUGUCCAAGAUUGCCACUCUCCUCCUGGCAAAAAAUUAUAUUCUCAUGCAAGGGAACGCUUUGGAGGAACUGAAAAGAGUGAUAGCGGUUUUGCAAUCGCCUCACGCUCACACCACAGCUUUACCACCCACACCUGUUUCCUACGAUUUGCUGCACGGAUUCCCAGGCAAGUUGUUCCAAGGUGUGCCGGAUAUGCAAGGACUUCCUACGACAGAUCCUCAAAGCGUGACGGCAGGCGGUCCUCCGACUGAUGGUACUGUGGCCAGUGGAGAAUCGAAUUAA